AUGGACCAACAUGUUCCUCAUGAAAUAGGUCAGGAUUCUCGGGUGGCGAAGAUACUUCGUGUUGAAGGUCGUGAUGCUGAUAGAAGAUCUCCUCUUCAUUCAGUUUAUCGGAUGCCGUUAUCUUCAAAUGAUCCUCAGGCAGAUCAUCAGAUUGGGACUGAGAAUAGGAUUGAAUCAAGGCACACAUCACGUGGAAAUACACCGGUAGAAGUUGGAAAGGAGAAUCCCACAACAGAAGAAAGGGAGUGUUUGGAAGCUCGCGAGGCUGUUGUGGAAAACAAAAUUGAUUUUAAAAUUGAAGAUAGAAAAAGAAACGAUGCGAGACAUCGAGAUUGGGGGAACAUGGAAAAAGAGAGAAGUGAUCACAGAAACAGUACACAAGUUAACAAUAUCAAUGGUGAAAACACAGAAUCUGCCAAAGAAGAUAAAAACGCAGAAAAAUGGGAGAGGAAAGAUACUCCAAAAAACAAAGAAAAUUCAAAAGAGAGGGAAAAAGAAAAUAUCAAGAGGGAAUCAUGGAACGGAAUGGAGAAAGGAGUUUCAUGUAAUGAAAAGGAACUUGGUGGUGGAUCAGUAAAAAUUCCUGAGCACGCAACUGUAUUACCAGAGCAAAAGAAACAUGAUGUUGAUAGGAGGAAAGAACGGGACACUGAUUUAGAAGGAGAUCGACCUGAUAAGCGCUUUAAAUUUGACAAGCAAUCACAAAAUGAAUUUGCCGAUGGGGAAGGGAGUGGAGAGAAAGGGAGCGAAGACCAUAGUUGUAAUGUUCAGCAGCGUAAGAGGAUACAAAGAUCGAGAGCUAGCCCUCUCGUCACCAAUCUAGAGGCUCGUUUUGGACCCCACGCCCAAGAUAAUGAAGAGUAUUUUCUUCCUCUACUUUUUCGUUUACUUAUUUUAUGA
Messenger RNA from Lathyrus sativus (Indian pea), 900 nucleotides. The record is from the annotation of a GenBank genome assembly. NCBI's taxonomy places the organism in Eukaryota, Viridiplantae, Streptophyta, Magnoliopsida, Fabales, Fabaceae.